AUGUCUUUGGAUAACGUUCCCGAGGAAAAAGUACCGAGUGCGGGAUUAGUGGCGGUGGUGACUGGGGCAAACAGCGGAGUCGGCUAUGAAAUUGCUAAAGGACUGAACAUGGCAAAGGUCAAGGUUUACAUGCUAUGUCGAGAUGAAGGUCGUGCCUCUACUGCAAAAGCUAGCUUGGUAGAGGCGGGAUGCGAUGCAGAUCGGCUUACUAUUUUGCAAUGUGAUCUCUCAAAUUUCAACAGUAUUCGUACGUGUGUCAAAGAACUGUUGAUGAUGGAGGACAAGAUCGACAUUCUCAUCAACAAUGCAUCAGUGAUGUUUCUCCCGAACUACGAGAGGACAGUCGAUGGACAUGAAUUGACUUGGCAGUGUAAUUACCUAGGACCGUUUCUUCUAACACAUCUGCUUCUACCAGGUUUGGCCAAAGCUCAUGCAGCGAGGAUCAUAUUCGUAGCCUCAGUAAUGCAUCGGUUGAGCGAUCCGCUAAACCUUGCUACUAUCGACGGCGAACAAAGUUUCGGACGCAUCGAUCCAUAUAAUCGCAGCAAAUUGGCUAUCAUUAUGUUGGCACGUGAGCUGAGCAAACGCCUACAGGAAAAGGGCAUUCCUCAAAUCACUGUGAAUUCUCUUCAUCCAGGCGUAGUAAACAGUAACGCAUAUCGCAAUACAAUAUUGUUUUCUACGCCUCUACGACAGAUUUCCUAUCCAUUCAGGUGGCUUUUCUUCAAAAGUCCUUGGAGUGGUGCACGAACCCCUUUGUACCUGGCUUUGAGCAAGCAAGUAGAAGGAAUAAGCGGAGGCUAUUUUGCCGAUUGCAAGGUGUCCAGAGUAAGCAGAUAUGCGCUAGACGACAAUGCCUGCAAGGAGUUAUACGAGUACAGUAUGCAGCAAUGUGGAAUUCUCGAAUAG
Cylicocyclus nassatus is the source of this 909-nucleotide messenger RNA. NCBI's taxonomy places the organism in Eukaryota, Metazoa, Nematoda, Chromadorea, Rhabditida, Strongylidae. The record is from the annotation of a GenBank genome assembly.